Messenger RNA from Wallemia mellicola CBS 633.66, 884 nucleotides. Its product is annotated as F420H2 dehydrogenase. The record is from RefSeq and is a predicted model, not a curated record. Bases 38 to 823 code for a protein of 261 amino acids. The transcript has 4 exons. NCBI's taxonomy places the organism in Eukaryota, Fungi, Basidiomycota, Wallemiomycetes, Wallemiales, Wallemiaceae. Gene Ontology annotation, molecular function: NADH dehydrogenase (ubiquinone) activity.
AGGGCUGUUUCUCUGACGACUAAGGGCGAAUAAGAAAAUGUCGAUUAUGAACACAUUCAGAAGAAGCGUAAGGGGUAUUUCUACUAGUAGUCGUCUCAUGCAGGCUGGAUUGGAGAGCCAGCCAAGUGCAGACUUCAACAUUAACGCACCAAGGAAUCCAGCUAUCGAUACAGAGUACCUCCAAUCACCUCUCCACGAAUAUGGUAGCUACUUGAUGGCCGCUAUGCCAAAGUUCAUCCAACAGUUCUCCGUAUACAAGGAUGAAUUGACGCUCAUGACAGCACCUUCUGGCGUUAUUCCUACAUUGGAAUUCCUCAAGCAACACACACAAUCACAGUUCAAAUCUGCUAUGGAUAUCACUGCAGCUGACUACCCAACCAAGUCACAGCGUUUUGAAGUUAUCUACAACUUGCUUUCCGUACGCUACAAUGCGCGUAUUCGAGUAAAAACCUACGCUGAUGAAGUCACGCCUGUUCCAUCUGCCACUGGUGUAUACAGAGGUGCUGACUGGUUCGAAAGAGAAGUUUGGGAUAUGUAUGGUGUCUUCUUCACCGGCCAUCCAGAUUUGAGAAGAAUCUUGACCGAUUAUGGAUUUGAAGGUCACCCACUUAGAAAGGAUUUCCCAUUGACUGGUUACACAGAAUUGAGAUACGAUGAAGAGAAGAAGCGUGUCGUACAAGAACCACUUCAACUCACACAAGCAUUCAGAAACUUUGAAGGCGCUGCUUCCGUAUGGGAGCAAGUCGGUGAGGGUGUCGACCACAAGCCAGAGCAGUUCAAGCUCCAGCCACCAGCUGAAGAAGAAGGAGAAGAAAAAAAGUAGAUCUGGUGGUAUAGAUGUUGUAAAAUUGUUAAUAUUUUUUUUAUAUAUUCCUCGUUUUAAU